Messenger RNA from Prunus mume (Japanese apricot), 1768 nucleotides. The record is from RefSeq and is a predicted model, not a curated record. Lineage: Eukaryota; Viridiplantae; Streptophyta; Magnoliopsida; Rosales; Rosaceae.
CUAGCGUGCACAUAAAUGGUAUUCUUUGAGAGAGAAUAAAAGGAGGCAAAGAAAGAUGACAGUCUACGAAGAUGGCGACGGUGAAACCAAGUCUCAUUCCAAGAUCCAUGUCAAUGAUGAUGAAGUGGACGACAACCCAAUUGAGCAAGUUAGGCUAACAGUUCCAAUCACAGAUGACCCAUCAGAGCCAACCAUAACAUUUCGAACAUGGGUGCUUGGCCUAUUAUCAUGCACCACUCUUGCUUUUAUCAACCAGUUUUUUGGGUACCGCCAAAAUCAGCUCUUCGUUUCCUCAGUGUCUGCCCAAAUUGUGGUCCUCCCUCUUGGCAAGUUGAUGGCUGCGGUCCUUCCAACAACACAAUUUUCAGUCCCCUUCACAAAAUGGUCUUUCUCAUUCAAUCCGGGGCCUUUCAGUAUGAAGGAGCACGUUUUGAUCACCAUAUUUGCAAACUCUGGAUCCAACAGUGUUUAUGCAGUUAACAUCAUCACAAUUGUCAAGGCUUACUACCACAGAAGUAUUCAUGUUAUGGCAGCCUUCUUGUUAGCUCACACCACUCAGAUGCUUGGAUAUGGAUGGGCUGGAUUAUUCAGAAGAUACCUUGUUGACUCCCCUUACAUGUGGUGGCCCAGUAAUUUGGUUCAAGUCUCUCUAUUCAGGGCAUUGCAUGAGAAGGAAAAGAGACCCAGAGGAGGCCGUACAAAGAUGCAGUUCUUCAUCAUUAUUUUCACAAGCAGCUUUGCUUACUACAUUAUCCCAAGUUUCUUCUUCCCCUCCAUAACAGCUCUCUCCUUAGUCUGCUGGAUUUGGAAGGACUCAAUCACAGCCCAGCAGAUUGGUUCAGGGCUCAAGGGCCUUGGAAUUGGCUCUUUUGCCAUUGAUUGGUCCACCAUUGCUUCCUUCUUGGGCAGCCCCUUGGCCUAUCCAGAUGUUGCAGUCAUUAACAUGUUGAUUGGCUUUACUGUGAUCUUUUACAUUGUUACCCCCAUCAUCUAUUGGACCAAUACAUAUGAUGCUAAGAGGUUCCCACUAUUUUCCUCUCACACUUUUGACCAUGAUGGCCAAACCUACAACGUCAGUCGAGUUUUGGAUGAGAAAACUUUCGAUAUGAAUUUGAAGGAGUAUAGCGGUUAUAGUAAACUCUAUCUCAGUGCCUACUUUGCCUAUGGCUAUGGAUGGGGCUUUGCCACUCUCACAGCUACUAUUUCACAUGUUGCACUCUUUUAUGGAAAAGAAAUAUGGCAACUGUGGAAGAAGACGACUGGUGCAAUGAAGAAUCAGCUUGGAGACAUCCACAUGAGAAUAAUGAAGAGGAACUAUGAAUCAGUCCCUGAAUGGUGGUUCCAAACCAUCCUUGUUUUGAUGGUUGCUCUUGCCAUCUUUACUUGUGAAGGUUUCGGCAAACAGCUCCAACUUCCAUGGUGGGGAGUUUUACUAGCUUGUGCCAUUGCACUAUCUUUCCCCUUACCCAUCGGGGUUAUUGCUGCCACAACAAACACGCAACCAGGCCUCAACAUAAUUACAGAGCUAAUUAUCGGGUAUAUGUACCCAGGGAAGCCUCUUGCUAAUGUGGCUUUCAAGACCUAUGGAUAUAUCAGCAUGUCACAAGCACUCAUGUUUCUUGGUGACUUUAAAUUAGGUCACUAUAUGAAGAUCCCUCCUAAGGACAUGUUUUUUGUGCAGGUAAUUAUCAAGAAAACUCCAUUUGUCACUCCAAUUCAAGCCAAGACAAUUUAUGAGAAUAGUUCAUGCCGAGACAAUCUUCCAUAA